UUUAUACGGCCACGGUCGAAUCCAGCAGGCCCAAAAUGACAUCCUCUUCAGGCAGAUGGAUAUGGUCAGCAAAGACGGGGAGACUGGAAUGGCUAUUUGUGGAGGACUGGACGUUACCAGUCAACCAUACCCAGCUCCCUGUUGUGUACCGCACGAACCUCGAACCCCUGACCUGCUGACCAAUCUCGCGCAAGCGAUACUUGCCCCCGUCUGGCCUAUGAGCUGGGAGAAAACGAAUUUCGUCAUAUUAUCGGGGAAAAGAAAGUCUGGCAAAGACUAUGUAGCGCAUCGAUUGUCUAGCCACCUGUCCGCUAGUGGAAUCUCUGUAAAAAUAAUUCAUCUGUCAGAGCCCAUCAAACGAGCGUAUGCACGACUCAAAGACCUAGAUCUGGAUCUUCUUAUGUCAUCCGCCGCCUACAAGGAGGAUUACCGCACAGAAAUGGUGCUCACGCGCCGAGCGCGGGGCUGGCUUCCUGUACCCGCAGUCGAUGAGGCGGACACCGAGUGCGCACUUGAUGAUGCACUAUAUGAUCUCCUGGUAGUGAAUGACAGUUCUGAUAGCCUUGAAAUGUCAAUGGCCUCGGCAAUGUCGUUGGUGCUGAAAACAAUCAGUACUUGA
Molecule: messenger RNA, 619 nt
Organism: Dibothriocephalus latus
Lineage: Eukaryota; Metazoa; Platyhelminthes; Cestoda; Diphyllobothriidea; Diphyllobothriidae
Source: the annotation of a GenBank genome assembly